Molecule: messenger RNA, 4574 nt
Organism: Saprolegnia parasitica CBS 223.65
Lineage: Eukaryota; Oomycota; Saprolegniomycetes; Saprolegniales; Saprolegniaceae
Exons: 6
Coding region: 5-3466 (1153 amino acids)
Biological process (GO): DNA-templated transcription
Molecular function (GO): DNA-directed RNA polymerase activity; DNA binding
Source: RefSeq, a predicted model, not a curated record
AUCCAUGAACGGGACUGCAGCGCCGGGCGCGAUGAGCCGCCGGAACCCGCUCGUGAAGCAGUUCGUCCUCGAGAAUGAUCGGCCAUCGAAGAUCAGCCACCUCAACUUUGGCCUGCUCUCGUCCACGGACAUGAUGCAGAUGUCCGAGAUCCCCGUGCACUCCAAGGACCUCUUUACCAUGCCGGCGCGCGAACCGGCCAAGUUUGGCGUCUUGGACAAGCGGCUCGGUAUCUCCAACAAGACGGACGAGUGCGACACGUGCCACUUGAAGCUCUCGGACUGCGUCGGGCACUUUGGCUACGUCAACUUGGAGCUGCCCGUGUUCCACAUUGGCUACAUCAAGGCGACGCUCGAGAUCCUCCAGAACAUCUGCAAAGAGUGCAGCCGCGUCUUGCUGGCGCCCGACGUGCGCGAGAGCUACCUCCGGCGCAUGCGCGACCCGACCGCGGACGCGCUCAAGAAGAUCAACACGCGCAAGAAGAUCUCGGCGCUCUGCAAGAAGGUCGUGCGCUGCCCGCACUGCGACGGCAUCAACGGUACCGUGCGCAAGAUCGCGUGCCCGACGCUCAAGCUCGUGCACGAAAAGUACCGCGCCAAAGCCGCCCACGACAUGCGCACCGUGUUCGUCGCGCAGUUUGCGCAGGCGCAAUCGCAGAACGCAGAGAUGACCAACGCGCUCCUCGCCAAGGCCCAAGAAGAUCUGAGCCCGCUCGUCGUCCAGGAGCUCUUCAAGCGCAUCCCCGACCAGGACUGCGACUUGCUCUGGGUCAACGCCGACGUCGGUCGUCCGGAGAAGCUCAUUCUCAACUCGCUCCUCGUGCCCCCGGUUUGCAUCCGGCCCAGUGUCGCGAUGGACGUUGGCAGCGGCAGUAACGAAGACGACUUGACUGUCAAGCUCCAAGAAAUCAUUCAGGUCAACUUUGCCCUCCAAGCCGCGCUCUCCAAGGGCGCGACGCUCAAGAUGGUCAUGGAAGACUGGGACUUUCUCCAGAUCCAAGUCGCCCAGUUCAUCAACGGCGACACGCCGGGCUUGACCAAGCUCCAAGGCGCGCCCAAGCCCAUUCGCGGUCUCUGCCAGCGCCUCAAGGGCAAGCAAGGUCGUUUCCGCGGCAACUUGUCCGGGAAGCGCGUCGACUUUUCGGCGCGUACCGUCAUUUCGCCCGACCCGAACCUGCGCAUCGACCAAGUCGGUGUGCCCGAGCACGUGGCACGUGUCAUGACGUACCCGGAAAAGGUGACGCGCUACAACAUUGCCAAGCUCCGGCAGUGCGUCAUCAACGGCCCGGCCGUGCACCCGGGUGCAAACGCGAUCCGCAUCGAGGGCCAGAAAUACACCAAGAACCUCAUGUACGGCGACCGCGCGAGCCUCGCCGACGACUUGAAAGAAGGCGACAUCGUCGAGCGCCACAUGGAAGACGACGACAUUGUGCUCUUCAACCGCCAGCCGAGUUUGCACAAGAUGAGUAUCAUGAGCCACCGCGCCAAGGUGCUUCAGUGGCGUACGUUCCGCUUCAACGAGUGCGUCUGCUCGCCGUACAACGCCGACUUUGACGGCGACGAGAUGAACAUGCACUUGCCGCAGACCGAAGAGGCGCGCGCGGAAGCCGCGACGCUCAUGGCCGUGCCGCACAACUUGAUUACGUCGCGCAAUGGCGAGCCGCUCGUGGCAGCGACGCAGGAUUUCCUCACGGCCGCGUACCUCUUGACGCAGAAAAAUGUGUUUUUCAACCGCGAGCAGUUUUGCCAAGUGCUGACGCUCAUGGGCGACGGCCUCGACGAGAUUGAGCUCCCGGAAGCCGCGAUCGUGCUCCCGAUCCGCCUCUGGACCGGCAAGCAGGUCAUGAGUCUCCUCAUCCGCCCGAACCGCAAGAGCCGCGUCAUGGUCAACCUCGAGCUCAAGGAGCGCAACUACACGCACAAUUUGAGCAUGUGCCACAAGGACGGGUACGUUGUCUUUCGCAAUUCCGAGCUCCUUUCGGGCAACUUGUGCAAGAAGACGCUCGGCGACGGCUCGAAGAAGGGUCUUUUCUACGUGCUGAUUCGCGACCACGGAUCGGCCGAGGCCGCGCGCUGCAUGAACCGCCUCGCCAAGCUCUGCGCGCGCUGGCUCGGCAACUUUAAGGGCUUCUCGAUCGGCAUUGACGACGUCACGCCGUCCGACGAGCUCAACGCGGUCAAGAAGGACCUCUUGGACAACGGGUACGCCAAGGCCAACGCGACGAUCGAGGACUACCGCCGCGGCAAGCUCACGCUCAAGCCCGGGUGCAACCCGCUCCAGUCGCUCGAGAGCGAACUCAACGGUCUCCUCGGCAAGCUCCGUGAGACGGCCGGUGGCGAGUGCAUGCAGUCGCUGCCGUUCCACAACAACCCGCGCAUCAUGGCCGAGUGCGGCUCGAAGGGCUCGCCGCUCAACAUUUCGCAGAUGGUGGCGUGCGUCGGACAGCAGUCGGUCGGCGGCAAGCGCGCGCCCGAGGGCUUCGUGAACCGGACGCUGCCGCACUUUUUGCCGUAUGCGCUCCAUGCGGCUGCGAAGGGCUUUGUCGCCAACUCGUUCUACUCGGGGUUGACAGCGACCGAGUUCUUCUUCCAUACCAUGGGUGGUCGCGAAGGUCUUGUCGAUACCGCUGUCAAGACGGCCGAGACGGGCUACAUGGCGCGUCGUCUCAUGAAGGCGCUCGAAGACUUGAGCUGCCAGUACGACGCGACCGUGCGCAACUCGGAGGGCAGUGUCGUUCAGUUUACCUACGGUGACGAUGGUCUCAACCCGGCGUUCAUGGAAGGCGACGACCGUCCGGUGGACUUUCAGCGCCUCUUGACGCACGUCGUCAACACGGACCCGGACCGCACGGGCCUCGCCCUCUCGCCCACGGAGCUCCGCGCCCUUGGGAAAGAGGCGGUGCAGCGGCCACAGUUCCAGUCGAUUCUUCCGUCCGGCCGCAAGUUUCUUAUCGAAAUCGAAGAGUUCUUUUACGCGGCGGCCGACAAGCUCACGGCCGUGCGCGCGGCCGUGCAGCUCCCGUCGCUCGACGACCCGUCGCUGACACCGUACGCUGCGCAGCUCGAGCGGGCGUUCAUGCUCGAACACGAACCGACCAAGGUCGAGCCGGAGAGCAAGGUCCUUGUCGCCACGACCAAGAAGACGGCGGCAUCGACCAAGAAGGGCAAGAAGGCGGCGCUCGAGGCAUCUCCCGAGGCGGUCGAUACGGACGCGCUCCAUUACGUCAGCACGCCGUCGUGGCACACGUCGUUUGCGAGCAAGGAUUUCUUGACCAAGUGGCAGCUCAAGGCCAAGGUCGCGGGCAGCGUCGAGGCGCAAGAAGCCGCGCGCCUCCUCGUGCACAAUGUGUGCCGCCUCACGCGGUCGCAGUGCGAGAAGAUCCUCGAGGUGUCGCUCACCAAGUACCACCGGGCGAGGCCGUCGGCGCGAUCGGCGCGCAGUCGAUUUCAGAACCCGGUACGCAGAUGACGCUCAAGACGUUCCACUUUGCCGGCGUCGCGUCCAUGAACGUAACCCUCGGUGUGCCGCGCCUCAAGGAGAUCAUCAACGCGGGCAAGAACAUCUCGACGCCCAUCAUCACCGCCGCGCUCGUCUGCUCGGACGACGAGCGCAGCGCGCGCAUCGUCAAGGGCUGCAUUGAAAAGACAACGCUUGGUGAAAUCGCGGUCCACAUCAAGGAGGUGUUUGCGCGCGACCAAGCGUAUUUGUCGGUGAAGCUCGACAUGGACGCGAUCUCGGCGCUCCAGCUCACGAUCGACGCCCGCACCGUGCGCCAGGCCAUUCUCGCCGCCGUCGGCGCGCCGCCGCGCAGCAUCGUCCGGCUUCUCAAGGAGCCCCACGUGCUCUUGAACGCCCGGCGUCCGGACAAGCUCCGCAUUUUGGCGCCGACCAAGUACAAGGCGUCGGCGGCCGGCGACACGCGCUGCACCAUGUACUUUGCUCUCCAAGCGCUCAAGGCGGCGCUACCGCACGUGAUUGUGCAGGGUAUCCCGACGGUCAACCGCGCGGUCAUCAACUACGAGGAAGGGAAGGAGAAGAAGCUUCACUUGCUCGUCGAAGGCUACGGCCUCAGCGACGUCAUGGGCAUGCCCGGCGUCGACGGGCGCCACACGACCUCCAACCACAUUAUCGAGGUCGAGAAGACGCUCGGUAUCGAAGCCGCACGCCACCUCAUUGCGUCCGAAGUGAGCUACAUCAUGAGCGCCUACGGCAUUGGCAUUGACCGGCGCCAUCUCAUGCUGCUCUCGGACAUUAUGACGUUCAAGGGCGAGGUGCUGGGCAUCACGCGCUUUGGUAUCGCCAAGAUGAAGGAGAGUGUCCUGAUGCUUGCGUCGUUCGAGAAGACGACCGACCACCUCUUUGACGCUGCGGUUCACUCGCGCACGGAUGCCAUUGUCGGCGUGAGCGAGUGCAUCAUUAUGGGCAUCCCGAUUGCGGUCGGGACGGGCAUCUUCAAGCUGCUCCGAGAGGUCGAGAAGCCUGCGAUCGUCAAGCGUCUCCCGCUCAUGGAGUCGUUUGCCUAAGGCGACUUCUGCCACGACACCAAUGUACACACGUGUAUUUUACAAGUAUCAAG